AUGGAUUCCACAGAACGACUUAAAUUGUCCAUUGAUUCUGUCGCAGAAUACAUAAAUCAUACUACUCUAAGUCAGCAUUUAAAUGAUGAUAAUGGAUAUUUGGAGAAAUCUGCAUUAGAAUUAUUAAUAAAUGAAAACAACAAUCAAGUUUUAAACGCUCGAUCAUUCUUCGAAUCAUACGGAUUAUCUAUUAAGAUGACAACGAUUACGAAUCAAAUUUGUACAAUUCUAAAAAUGGAUGAUGCAAUUUUUAAUCAUUCAAUAAUAAAUGAUUUGGCCUCAUUUAUUUUACUCACUGAUUUUCCUUCGAAUGUUCAUCGAUUUUGGAAAGUCAAUCAGUGGCGGCUGAUUGGAAAUAGAAGCAAGACGCUGAUUAUGAAGUUUGAUAAUAUUGAACACAAUAUGGCCUAUUUUUCAAGUUGUUUGGUGUGCGUAUUUCGAAAAAUGGUCGAAGAAUCUUCAAUCCCGCUUAAUGAAUUAAAGUUAAAAUUAACUAAGUUCAUUGAUAAUAUACAAAAGUACGUGAAAGAUUUUGAUCAUGCGAUGUGGGAAACAUGGUUUUUGUGUGAUGGUAAAUUUGUUGAUUGGAGCUUUUUUAUAGCCAGUUUCCUUAUGCCACAAGAAAAUUAUGUAAGUGUGCACGCGUACAUAGAAGAUCAAAAUCGAAUUAACUAUGCAGUAAAGUAUUUUACGAAGGCCAAAUAUAGUCAAUAUAUUUUAUGUUACAAAAAAUGUAUAAUGAAUGAAAGUAAAUCACAAAAAAGAAAAUUUGAGGAAGAAGAAGAGGUUAAAAAGAAAAAAAAGAAGGUGACACUAACAUACUCCAAUGUGACUGGGAAAAAAAAUUAUUUUAUUAAAGAAUCAAAAGAAAGGUUAAGAAGAUUAUUGUAG
Molecule: messenger RNA, 891 nt
Organism: Cinara cedri
Lineage: Eukaryota; Metazoa; Arthropoda; Insecta; Hemiptera; Aphididae
Source: the annotation of a GenBank genome assembly